Molecule: messenger RNA, 14436 nt
Organism: Hemiscyllium ocellatum (epaulette shark)
Lineage: Eukaryota; Metazoa; Chordata; Chondrichthyes; Orectolobiformes; Hemiscylliidae
Gene: pcloa
Product: piccolo presynaptic cytomatrix protein a
Exons: 28
Coding region: 1-14436 (4811 amino acids)
Biological process (GO): protein localization to synapse; presynaptic active zone assembly
Cellular component (GO): cytoskeleton of presynaptic active zone; axon; glutamatergic synapse
Molecular function (GO): protein binding; structural constituent of presynaptic active zone; metal ion binding
Source: RefSeq, a predicted model, not a curated record
AUGGGCAAUGAGGCGAGUGUGGAGUCUGGGGGAACGGGGCUAGUAGGAGCACAGCUCCAGCUUCCUGCAGGAACCGACCCCGACCUGAGCCGCCUAAGUCCGGACCAGAGGAGGCAGAUCACCGCGCUGUUAGCCAGCGCCCAGGGGCCGGCACACAGCCGAGAGCAGGUUCUCCUCCCAGUGUCUCCCCCGCCCCUUGUCACCGUGUCCGGGGCUGUGCUCGUGCCCGGGGCUGAGACCGUGGCUGUGCUCGUGCCCGUGUCCGGGGCCGUGCUCGUGCCCGUGUCCGGGGCCGUGCUCGUGCCCGUGUCCGGGGCCGUGCUCGUGCCCGGGGCCGUGCCCGUGCCCGGGAAGCCGGAGCCCGGUGCCGCUGCUGCAGCCGAUCAGCCGGCGGCCCCACACCAUGGCAGCCCAGAGAGAGCCCUGAGGCGGAGGAGUGUGUCCACCAGCUCCCUGCCGGACCCCAGGCCGGACACUGACCUCUGGGCACAAGGCGCUCCGGACAAGAUGAUGCCCAGCUUCCUGUCGGAGGGGAACCCUCUCAGCGCCGUCUCCUCCGUCGUUAAUAAAUUCAGCCUCUUCGAUUCGAAACCCGAGAGCGACGAGGCCGCCCGGAAACUCAAGGCAGCCCGGGGAGCGGGGCCUGCAGCCCGGGGAGCGGGGCCUGCAGCCCGGGGAGCGGGGCCUGCAGCCCGGGGAGCGGGGCCUGCAGCCCGGGGGCCUGUGAAAUCGAGCUCGCAGCAGUUUGUGAAGCGGGAGGAGAGGGAGGCCGCCGGGCAGCAGCAGCAGCAGCAGCAGGAGUAUUCAGGACCAAGGAUAGCUCCGGGGCUGAAGAAACCCCUGUGCCCCAUCUGUAACAGCGCGGAAAUAGCGGAGAGCCCGGGCAGCGGGCAGUGUCACCAGUGCACACAGUGUCAGCUGCUGGUGUGUGCACAGUGUGGCUUCAACCCAAACCCACACCUGACCCAGGUCAGAGAAUGGCUUUGUUUAAAUUGUCAGAUGCAAAGAGCCCUUGGCAUAGAUAUGACAUCCGUACCCAGUUCCAAGCCACAACCUCUCCAGCCCAAGCAGCAGGGUGUGACUUCCUCUGCUCCACAAGCAGCCAAACAGGCUCCAGCACAGCAGCCGGCUCCCAAACCUGAACAGGCCAAGCCAUUAUCACACUCUGGAUCCAGAAAGCAGCCUGUCCUGACCAAGCAGCAAUCAAUGGUUGCUUCGCCUCCACUAAAGGCCAAGCAACCGUCACAUGGGCCUCGGGACCCACAGCCAAAGCAGCAGGCAUCCCAGAAACCCCAACCGGUGAAACCAUCUCAGCAGCUGUUGGAUCAAAAGAAACAGCAAGACCUGAACAAACCCCCUCAGCAACUCAAUUCCACUGCACAAGGAGCAGAAAGGAAGCAACCCUCUCAGAGUCCCCAGGUUCAGCAAAAAGACGCCAAGCCAGUGAGCCAAGGCCAGCAGCUCGCUAAAAAGCAGGAGGACUCUGACAUUAGCACACAACAACAACUGCAGAAAAAGGACAGUUCAGUGCCAGGGACAGAACUUGACACUGGGGUAAAGGAUCAAAAGCAGGAUGUGACCCGACAGAAACAAUCAGUGCAGGUUCAGAAGCCAGUCGAUAAAACACAGCCCCCGGGCAUUAGCACUACUGGCCCUGAAGUGUCCAAACAGCCUGUUCCGAAAAGGGAAUCCAAAGCUGCUCCUCCAAAGGAAGAACAAGCAAAGCUGGCUCAGAAACCACCAGCUGCUAAAGUUGUGCCAUCACAGAUUCCGGCAACUCCAAAAGCUCAGAAACCCCCAGAACAGUCACGGCGUUUCAGUCUCAACUUGGGAGGUUCUGCACAACCACCACCAUUUCAGCCAUCAACUCCUCCAGAGACUGUCACUGGAAAACUCUUUGGGUUUGGGGCAUCCCUCUUCAGCCAAGCAUCAACUUUGAUAUCUGCAGCACCUCAGCAACCGGACCAACAUGGACACACUGCGAAGCAACCCCCUCAGACAGUCUGUAAGGACAGCAGUGUUCCACAGCCAUCCCCUAAACGGGACAUUGGUAAAAAAGAAACUAAACCUUCAGCAGCAGUGGAUACCUUUGAACAGAAAGCUGUUGGGGCAGCCCAGACAAACACAACAGACCCUGCAAUCAUAAAGAAAGCAGAAGCGGUGAAAGAAAGUAAAUCUGAAGCAGAAAUGGUUAAACCGACAACCAAACCCUUGGAGACCGGAAAAAUUGCUCCACCCAAGAGCACUUGCCCUCUUUGUAAAACUGAUUUGAAUAUUGGUUCUGAGGCUCCUCCCAACUUCAAUACCUGUACUGAAUGCAAGGCAGUUGUGUGCAAUCUCUGUGGAUUUAAUCCAAUGCCACAUUUGACAGAGGUCCAGGAAUGGCUGUGUUUGACCUGCCAAACACAACGAGCACUAAGUGGACAACUUGGAAACCUUGGGAAAAUGCCACCCCCCCAUCCAAUCUCAUCAAAACCGAAGCAAACUGUUCCUGCUCAGCCUGGACCCAAGCAAUCUCAGAAAGAUCCAUCUUCUGCAGGUUCUUCAAAACCUUCAGCAGACCAACCAACUGUUCCUCAGACAAAAGAAAUGCAGCCAGAAAAGGUAAGCCUUAUGACAACUGCUCAAAAAGAUGCAGAAACAAAAGAGAUGGCAGUAAAACCCGCUGCCAAACCAAUAGAAGCUCCAACUGUGGUCAAACAGGAGACAUCUUUGGAUCAGGAUUUGAAAGUUACAAAACAAAUCACAAAACAGAAGUUUGCAACAGAUGAAGAUCAGAAUCUUCCAGCAGAGCCAGUGGCAAAAGAAGAUGCUGUUAAAGAUGCUGUUAAAGUGGAAGAAACUGCUGCACCAAAGAAACUAGAGCCAGUAAUUGAAAAAGAGGAAACAACAAUAAAGGUGAUGAAGUCUGAAGAGGCAACAUCUGAUUCAGCUGUUCAAAAACAGCCAUCUGAAGUUAUAAAGGUGCAGACUGAGCAGCUAAAAACACCUGAUUUAGCACAGACUGACAAAGAAAAGGUUACAAUGGAAAAAGAGGAAGAAAAGUCAGACUCAUCAGCAAUUCAGCAGCAGAGAAGUCCCCAGGGUCUGAGUGAUACAGGCUAUUCCUCGGAUGGCAUAUCCAGUUCACUGGGUGAAAUUCCAACCCUCCUUCAAAGUGAAGAUAAAGAUUUGCUCAAAGAACCAACUCGGAAAGAUUCCAUUUCUCAGGAAAGUAGCCCUUCAAGUCCAUCAGACCUUGCCAAGUUGGAAAGUACUGUUCUCUCAAUCUUAGAAGCUCAGGCAAAUACAGUACAUCAUGAGAAGUCAGGCCAACGUAAAGAUCCUUUUGGACCUUAUUCUGAUCAUGAAAGAGAGCGACACAGACCAAGAACCUUAUCAAUUACACCAGAGUCUUAUAGCUCAGAUGAAGAAGAUCUUGAAGAUAUUCAGGAAGAAGACGAGGAAGCUUUGGAAGAUCAUGAUCAUGAAGAUAAACUAGCUAGUCAAGACUACAGCGAAAGUUAUGGGACUCAGGGUGAUGAAGCAAUAAGAAGGCAACGAUAUGAUUCUCUUGAAGACAGUAGUGAAAGUGAGCACUCACCUUGUCCUCAUAGGCAGAGGAAAGUUAGUAUUGGAUCAUCAAGCAGUGAUAGCCAAGGAUCUGGUGAUGAAGAAGACUUUAUUCGAAAACAGAUUAUUGAGAUGAGUGCAGAAGAAGAUGCAUCAGGUUCUGAAGAAGAUGAAUAUAUCAGGACUCAGUUGAAAGAAAUAAGUGGAAAAGGACGGCUGGAGAGCAAAGGCCCAACUGUUAAGCACAAACGUCUUUCAAAGCGAAGUAGCACCAGUCAUGAUGAUGAUCCAGGGAGACGCCAUUCAUGGCAUGAUGUAGAUGAUGAUGAUGAUGAUGAUGAAGUGUAUGAUGAGAGUCCUGAGGCUAAAUACAGGGAGACUAAAAGUCAAGACAAUGAAGAUUUGUCUCUUUCAGCUGGUGGAGGUCUUAGACGUUUUAAAACAAUAGAUUUGAACAGUACUAUUACAAAUAAAUAUGUAGAAGAUGGUUCUGAAAUCAAAAAUGAUGGAUUAUACUAUGAAGAAGAACCAGAGCUAGAGAUGGAAAGCUUAACUGACUCACCAGAAGAUAGAUCAAGAGGCGAAGGCUCAUCUAGUCUGCAUGCCACAUCCAGUUUUACACCUGGUACUUCACCUACGUCAGUAUCAUCAUUAGAUGAAGACAGUGACAGUAGUCCAAGUCACAAGAAAAUGCUUGGAGAAAGUAAACAGCAAAGAAAGGCAAGACACAGAUCGCCUGGUCCUCUGUUGCCUACUAUUGAAGACUCUUCUGAAGAAGAAGAAUUGCGGGAGGAAGAAGAACUUCUGCGAGAACAAGAGAAACAACGAGAGUUAGAACAGCAACAAAGAAAGAAUUCAACAAAGAAAUCAAAAAAAGAUAAAGAUGAGCUAAGAGCUCAGAGAAGACGUGAGCGUCCGAAAACCCCUCCUAGUAAUCUGUCACCAAUUGAAGAUGCUUCACCAACAGAAGAGUUGCGACAAGCAGCAGAAAUGGAGGAGUUACAUCGCUCUUCAUGUUCUGAAUAUUCCCCCAGCAUUGAAUCUGAGCCAGAAGGUUUUGAGAUACAUCCAGAAAAAAUUAUAGAGGUACAGAAAGUUUAUAAAUUGCCAACAUCAGUGUCACUAUAUUCUCCUACAGAUGAGAAUGCAGGUAGCACUAUGCACGAAGUUGGUGCUAUUCAUCAGAGGUCUUUGAAAAGUGCAGAAGAAGCAUAUGAAGAGAUGAUGCAGAAAGCAAAAUUACUUAAGAAUCAAAAAGAACCUGAUGAUGUAUUUGACAAGGAGCCUUUAUAUGGGGGAAUGUUAAUCGAAGAUUAUAUCUAUGAGUCUCUAGUUGAAGAUAACUACAAUGAAACAAUGGAUAACCGUUUUCUUAACACCGGUCUGGAGACCAGCACUGGUUUGGUACAAGGAUCUGAAAAGAAAUUAAGAAGUCCGGAUGAAAUUUAUGAAGAAAUAAUGCAGAAAAACACUAAUGUCGAUGAUGCACAAUGUCUUCAUUACAGGCAACCUCUAGGUAUAAACCUCCAUCCACAGGAUUUGCCUUCCUCUGUUCCUUUUGCAAAAGAAACAUUUGUUGCAUUUCCAUUAGAUACCAGUGAAGCUUCCACAAAGAUUGAGAAGCAGUUAUUAGAUGCUGAUGCUGCUUAUGAGGAGCUCAUGAAACGACAAAGUGCAUUGCUGACUCCUGGCACCAGUCCAACUCAACCAAGUUCACCUGACUCCAUGUCUGCUGAGUCAGAAGCAACUAGCGACUCUUCACUAACAAGUACAGAUGCUUCAAAGAUGGUGCAAGACAAACCGUUAACCUCAAUGCCACCUUCUGAUACAAAACCAAUUCAAAUUUCAUCAAUAAAUGGCAUGAUGCAUGCCAUUCCUGAUGUCAAAAUUACUCAGCACUUUUCCAUAGAAGAUGAUGUUGAUGUAGAAUAUGGGGAACAAUACAACAUAGACAACAGGGGGAUAUCAUAUGAAACUGCUCAAACAGUAGAACAGAGCAAACCAGGGAUGACAGCCAGCAGUACGGCAUCAACAUCGACUGUAACAUCCAAGGCUUUUCCAGUUGCCUCUACUGUCACCACAACUAUCAGCUCUCCAGUUUGUUCCACUGGGUCUGUUAGUGGAUCAAGGACAACAGAUUUUGUUGUCCUUAGUAUAACCACAAGUGAAGACAAUUACACUUCAACACCAACACCCAGAUCUACUGUUAAGACUACAGUGACUCCAUUAACCUCCACAACAGGAGGAAUGUCCCAAGUGUAUCCCACUUCAACCACCAGUUUUUCUGGGUUAUCAGCUGGAUCUGACCACGUACUGAUCUCAGUGCCUCCUAAUCUAGACAGUUCAGAUGUUCUCACUUCCACAGCAGUGACUUCACCGGUGCUGGAAACUAGCCAGCUUUUAAAUAAGCAAUCUUCUCUGGAUAGUAUUUCAGAUAAAACUAUCACUUCAGUGUCAGUGACUGCAGCCUCAGCACAGGUUGCUGUUUGUGGAUUCUCAGGGAGAACAGACCCAACAUCAGUAGUUACAUCAUUGCCUGUUUCAUUACCAGGAAAAGUGAAAAUUGCAACCACAUCAAGUCCAGCAUCAGGGUUCUCUGUCUCAACAACACUUACCCAUUCUGUGACCAUCACUCCUUCACAAGCACAAAUUACAAGCAAGGGUCCUUCUCUUCCUUCUGAAAUGGGCUCACACUUCAUUAGAUCAUCAGCACAUUCUCCCACUCAUUCACCAUUCCCUCUACCACCACCACCACCCCCUCCUCCUCCUUUACCUCCUCCAGCCUUUCCAAGGUCAGUUACCAUCCCAAAGAAAGGAUCCACAACUGAUGUAUCAAUCUGUAAAAUAAAUACUUUAGAUCAGAGAAGUGUAACAGCAACUGGGAAAAUAUUUCAUCCAAUGCCACCUCCUGUCCCUCCAAAGCCAGCCUCAAUUCCAUCAGCAUUAGUUUUUACCACAAGACCAACAGAUGGAAUACGGCCCACAAUUCCACCAAAGCCAUCACUUCCUCAUCUUCCUAUAUCUGUACAUAGACCAAGUGAAUCACAACACAAACCUUUAAACUCAAAUACAACUUUGUCUUUGAACCUGACUUCGCCAGGAGAUUUCAAGUUGAUCUCCCCUACAUCUCCUAUCUCACCACAUUCAAAUAAAUCUUCUCCAAAGUUAACUAUGCAUUCACAAGCUACAUAUGUAGUAAUCACUCUGCCAUCUGAACCCGGUACUCCUACAGAACCUAUCACCUGCCAAGCGUCGUCCAUCCAAUCAUCAGUAUCCUCUUCAAAAGGUCUACCACCGGCCAUGUCCUUGGCUCACUUUACCAAAUCUUUGGAAACUCAGAAAAUAGUUGAAAAAGGAAAAACAGAAACAGUUUAUUUUUACCAGAGUUUGGCACAGGGUGUUGUAUCAACAGUGGAACAUGAAAUGUCAACAGAAGUCCCGCAGCCACCAGUUUCAAUGCUGUAUGAUAAAAUACCAGGUAGGGGCACAGUUAGUGUCGCUAUUACCAUACCUCCUGAAAGAAAAUAUUUUGAGCUUCCACAAUUUCCAGAAAAUGGGAGAACACUAGAGCACAUGGCACAGUUCACUAGUGAUGUAAUUGACCUUCGUACUUUGUCAAAUUUAGACGUAGAUAUGACCGACAAUGGGAUGGAUUUGUCUACUUUCUCUGUAGAUGGAGGAAGACAUGCUUUAGUCAUUGAUUCUAGUGGCUUACGUCAUAUUAGUACGAUUCAGCCUGCCAUUGUGAAUCUAAGUAAAACUGAAUCAGAUGAACAAAUUUCAGUUUCAACACUGGCAAUAUCUACAGGAAGUAUGACUGUAGUUACCUGUACAGGUAGCGCCACUUUCACUGCAACCACUGACACUUUGGAAGGGCCCGUGGACCUUGGCCAUUCUGUUUCUAUACCACUUCCACUAACGACCAAGGUUGAUGAAGCAACAUACAAUGUUGCUCAUUGUCAGUCCCCAGCCUCAGACACAAUAGAAGUUCCAAUCAACCUGACCUAUAGUACUGCUGCUUCCAUUUCUGGCUGGUCUAGCAAUAAACCAGUGACGAAAGCUCCUGGUAGCACAACAAAUGGAUGGACAGAUGUGGAAUCAACCGAAGUUGAAGCAGUUGAUUUAAGUACCACAAAACCCCAUCGAAUGAUGGUGUCAGUGGAUGAAUUAACAACUGGAAUUGUUACUACAAUUGUAGAAGAGGAAGAUAAGCCUGUGGAUCUUACUGCAGGAAGACGCAAUGUUUGCUGUGAUAUGGUUUACAAAUUUCCAUUUGGUCGCAGCUGUUCAUCAUUGACACAGCAACCUGCUUCCACCCUCCCUGAAGAUCGUUAUGGGUACAGAGAUGAUCAUUAUUCAUAUGGCCAUGGUGCAACCCAUGGUUACAGAGGAUUUGGGAGCAUGAAGCCUUCCAUGUCUGACACCAACUUGGCUGAAGCUGGUCUGUUUCUAUACAAAAGCAAGCAUAGUUUUGACUAUUGCAAUAGUAGCACUGACGCAGCAGUGGAUCUUACUGCAGGGAAACUGACAACAGGUGAAUUAAUGGACUAUUCUGCAGUUUGUACUCAGCCUCAAGAUCACCUCAGCAAGGGAACAUCGAGUUACUCAGAGACCCGUCAAGUGAUUACAGACUCUGGCAUGUCACAGUAUUCUCAAGCAAGAGUAACACCAACUAUUGGAAGCCACUACGGCAUACACAGUGUUUUACGUUCUUCUGGUGGUGUUGUAUAUUCUUCUGUGGCAACUCCAAUUCCAUCCACCUUUGCAAUUACUACUCAGCCAGGUUCAAUAUUCAGCACUUCUCUUAGUCUCCAUAGUAGUGAUACAAUGCCUUCACUAUCAGCAUUGCAGCACGUUCAGCCAGUGCCCAGGUCUUCCAGUUACUUGACAACAGCUGAUACAGGAAGAGAGAUGGGUCUUGGGGCUUCUCAAGGUUUAGAUACACCUGGGCUUAUGUCUAACCUGACAACAAUUUCAGCAACAUACCACGACACAUCAUCUGAGGUCAAUUUUAUACAGACUGAAACCGAUUACACGCAGAAACACAGUAUUGAACCUGUAGCAGUGUCCAAGCUCUCACCAAUGACUUCACCUGUAACUGAGGAAAAUAAACAUUUGUUAAUAGAAAGAGAAAUGUUGGAGUUUGAGAAGAUGAAGCAAAUACGUUUAGCUGAGGAGCUGGAACGGGAACGACAUGAGAUCCAGAUAUUUCGAGAACAAGAAAAGCUUAUUGUUCAGCGAGAACUUCAGGAAUUGCAAACGAUGAAACAACAACUCCUGUAUCAGCAAGAGGAAGAGCGGCAAGCUCAGUUUAUUAUACAGCAAGAGACAAUAGCCCAGCAACAGAUGCAGCUUGAACAAAUACAGCAACUACAGCAACAACUACAGCAGCAACUUGAGGAACAAAAGAUUCGACAAAUAUAUCAGUACACAUAUGAUCCUUCUGGUUCAAGCGCACCUCAGACAACAACAGAUCAAGCAAUCAUAGAAUCCCAGUACACAACAGCUGAAAAUGGUCAGUUCUGGCAUGCUCAGGAUAUUAAUACAACAGCUCCAGCCAUCAUGGGCCAGGAACCGCAGCCAUGGUAUACUGCUCAGUCAGAAGGCAUCCCUCAGCAUUUGCCGCAACCUUGCAUGCUAAGCUCAGUAUCAGAAAUGUCUUUGAAAGACAUUGAUGCUAGAGAGGGAAGAGUACUGAGAAAGAGGAGCUCCAUGCCCAGAUUGGGAGGACAAUAUAGUGAUGAUAUUGAUGGAAAAAUGCAGGAUCUAAGAUCAUACAAAAAGAUAGUUGACAGUGGAGUUCAAACUGAUGAUGAGGAAGGGACAGAAAGAUGCUACACUAGUAGAAGAAGGAGAACUAAGAAGAGUGUGGAUAGCAGUGUUCAGACUGAUGAUGAAGAUAAUCAGGAGGACUGGGACAUUCCCUCCAGAAGACGAAAGUCUCGUAUUGGGAAAUAUGCUGAUGGUGGAGCAGAGAUGGAGAAAGCAAAACGGCCACAUUUUGCAAAACUCUCUAAUAUUGCUAUGCAGACUGUAGCUGAGAUUUCUGUUCAAACUGAACCUGAGGGAAUCAUAAGAACACCUUCCAUAAGGGCUCACGUUGAAUCAAAAAUAGAAAUUGUAAAGCACAUUUCAGCUCCAGAGAAAACAUACAAAGGUGAAAGUUUAGGUUGUCAGACUGAAACAGAUUCAGAUGGACAAAGUCCCCAGUACCUGACUCAUAAGGUCAUUACAGUUGUAUCGCCACAAAAAACUGAUAAAAAGCGUCCAACACCAUUAGAGAUCGGGUAUUCAAAUCACCUUCGAGCGGAUUCUGCCUUCCAAGUUGUUCCAUCCCCACCGAAAUCUCCGAAAGUUUUGUACUCACCAAUCUCACCAAUGACCCCAAGCAAAGAGACAGCAUUUGUGCCCUAUGAAAAAUCCCAUUCAGUUGACAAAAACUCACAGAAACUAAUGGCUCUUGAACCACCAAAACAUCAGCCUCUAAGUCCUCGAACUAUCAAAGUGAUUCAGCGAUCCAUGUCUGAUCCAAAACCACUGAGUCCCACAGCAGAAGAAAACUCUAGGUUGCACUUCCAAUAUAAUGACAGCUACUUGGCAAAAGGUUCUCAAAACAGCACACCAGUAGGUACUCAGAAAAAGGUGAAGAGAACCCUUCCUAAUCCUCCUCCAGAAGAGGCCAGUCUUGCUGGGAGUCAAGCAACCUUCCCCACCGUCAACUCUGUUUCCCACAGAAGAGUUUGCAGAACCAAUACAAUGGCCAGAGCGAAAAUUCUCCAGGACAUUGACAGAGAGUUGGAACUUGUAGAAAGGGAAUCUUCCAAACUUAGGAAAAAACAGGCAGAACUAGAUGAAGAAGAAAAAGAAAUUGAUGCCAAAUUACGAUAUUUAGAAAUGGGCAUCAAUCGAAGAAAAGAAGCUUUAUUGAAGGAGAGAGAGAAACGGGAGCGAGCCUAUUUGCAGGGUGUCGCCGAGGAAAGAGAUUAUAUGUCAGACAGUGAAGUAAGCAACAUAAGAGAGACCAGAAUGGACGCGCAAUGUGGGUUAGAGAGACCUAGAACUGCACCACAGCCUGAUUAUGAUCAGUUUCUCUCACCUCAGACUCAGUCACAGCCUCAGUAUGCGACUACUCCAAGCCAUUACACACAAUACCAGUACCCUACUCCUCCACUGACCCAAACCCAAACUCAAUACCAGCAGCAAUCUCCUUUUCAAGAGCAGGCAUUAUACCAGCAAGUUUCUCCCUAUCAAACCCCAGCUACCUAUCAGACUGUUCCCACAAUCACUUAUCAACAACAGCCCCCUCCUUCCCAAACCCAGCCAACAGCCUAUCCACAUCCAUCACAAAUGAUGCUGAUUCAGCAGAAACCAAGGCCGACCACAGUUGUUGACCUUGAACCAAAAAUAACUACAAACUAUGAGGUGAUCCAUAAUCAGUCUCUUUUGAUGGCUUCCACCUCCGCAGAUAGCACUUAUGUAGUUCCUCAUUUAGGCAGUAAGUACAGUAAUUUAGACCUGAGAAUAGGGCUGGAUGAAAGGGGAACCAUGGCAGGUAGCCCAAUGUCAAGCCUUUCUGCCGAAUCCUAUUAUGCAGAUCUAGAGCACCGUGCACCUCGAAAUUAUGUUCUAAUUGAUGACAUUGGUGAACUCACUAAAGGAUCCAGUUCCCUUGCGACUGGAUUUAACCUUCACGAUAUUCAAAAACAAGUGCAAAAGAAUGAACGCCUACUUCGCACAAGUGAAGCACGCAGAACUGCAGACAUGAAAGAUUUUAUUGGACCUUUGCAGAGCUCAACCCGCUUGCAUUCCUUUGGAAAAGCAGAUGAAGAUACAAUGGAGGAUCCUUAUGAAUUAAAACUAUUGAAGCAACAAAUCAAACAAGAGUUUCGCAGGGGAGCGGAAGGCUUAGAACAUCUUUCCAACCUUCCCCAAUAUUACCAUGCAGAUAGCAGCUACAGGCACUUCCCAAAGUCUGAGAAGUACAGUAUAAGCAGGUUGACUCUCGAAAAGCAAGCUGCAAAGCAAUUGCCACCAUCUAUUAUUUACCAAAAGCAAAGCAAACAUAAAAAACAGCUGCUAGACCCCAAAUUCUCUAAGUUUUCACCAAUUCAAGAAGCCAGAGAUGUGGAGCCUGACUUUACCAACUACAUGGGAACUACAUCAGCAGUAACUGGUGCUCCCUCUCGAGCAAGGCUUAUUCAAGAUGAUGUAACAUUUAGCCUAAGAAAGAAUAUUCGUGACCAGCAGAAGUUUCUUGGUCCAACUGUCAGAUCUACAUUUGAUGAUGAAAUUGACAAAGCAUACACCAGUGGAAGCAGGUCCAGGCCCUCUUCAGUUUAUGGUCUUGACCUAACAAUUAAAAGAGACCCUUCCAGUACAUCACUGCGCAUAAAAGGUCAGGAAAAUGAUCCAUUGGAUAUUGCCUAUGGGCAGAGUUCUCCUUCUGUUCGAACAAAGCCAUCCAGUUUACCUAUUAGUCACAGCAGAGGAAGAAUUACCAUAGUUGCCCAGAAUUCGGAGGAAGAAAGUCCCUUAAGUCCUGUUGGACAGCCAAUGGGAAUGGCUCGAGCAGCAGCUGGCCCAUUGCCACCAAUAUCUGCCGAUACACGGGAACAGUUUGGUUCAAGCCACUCUCUACCUGAAGUACAACAGCACAUGAGGGAGGAGUCACGGACACGUGGAUAUGACCGUGACAUAGCGUUUAUUAUGGAUGACUUCCAACAUGCCAUGUCAGACAGUGAAGCAUAUCAUCUGCGUCGUGAAGAAACAGAUUGGUUUGACAAGCCACGUGAGUCUCGCCUUGAGGAUGCACCUGCCAUAAAUCGCAAACUUCCAGAGAAAUUAACACACUCCAGACAAUCUCAACAACAGUCCACAGAAGGUGGUGGGAAGCUUGUUCAAUACAACUUUCCACAUUCUCGGGUCAGAAUUCAAAGGGAUCUAAAGGACCAGACAGUAUCAGGAAAUGGAUUAGGAAUCAGGAUUAUUGGUGGGAAAGAGAUUCCAGGACGAAAUGGAGAAAUUGGUGCUUACAUCGCCAAGAUCUUUCCUGGGGGACAUGCAGAGCAAUCGGGAAAACUCGCGGAAGGAAUGCAAGUUCUUGAAUGGAAUGGAAUUCCUUUGACUGGUAAAACGUAUGAGGAGGUUCAAGGCAUUAUUGGUGUUCCAAUUGGGGAAGCUGAAAUAUGUGUAAGACUGGACCUCAACAUGCUAUCGGAUUUAGAGAGCCUCCAGCAUUUGGAAUUGCACUCCCAAGCAAAGGCUGGAGAAAAGCAAAAGUCCCCAGGAGUUGACCCAAAACAGCUGGCUGCAGAACUACAGAAGGUGUCCCAAGAGGCACCCUCUGUCAUUACCUCAGCCACAGAGAAAGGAGUUCACAGCCAUUCAGGAACCACAUCAACCACUUCGAGUGCUGCCCCCAGCCCUGGACAACCAGGUUCACCUGCAGUUAGUAAAAAGCGACACAGCAGCAAGCCUCCUGAAACAGCAAGUAAAUCACAUCCAAUUACUGGCGAAAUUCAGUUACAAAUGAACUAUGACAAGCACAUUGGAAAUCUCAUUGUUCAUGUUCUACAAGCUCGGAACCUUGCUCCCAGAGACAACAAUGGUUAUUCAGAUCCAUUUGUUAAGGUUUAUCUUCUUCCAGGCAGAGGCCAAGUUAUGGUUGUCCAGAAUGCAAGUGUAGAGAACAAACGCAGAACUAAGCACGUGCAGAAAAGCAUCAACCCUGAAUGGAAUCAAACUGUGAUUUACAAAAGCAUGUCGAUGGAGCAGCUCAAAAAGAAGACCCUGGAAGUCACCAUCUGGGAUUACGAUCGAUUGUCCUCCAAUGACUUCCUUGGUGAAGUGCUGAUUGACUUGUCUAAUACCUCACAUUUUGAUAACACACUGAGAUGGUAUCCCCUGAAGGAACAGGCUGAAAGUAUUGACCACGCAAGGUCCCAUUCUGGACAAAACAGCCAGCAGUCACCAAAGCCCUCAGUUAUUAAGAGUCGGAGCCAUGGUAUCUUCCCAGAUCCAUCCAAGGAAAUGCACGUGGCCACCAUUGAGAAAUCCCAGAGCAGUCCUGCCAGCUCAAAAUCUUCUUCAGAAGGACAUUUACGUUCUCAUGGGCCAUCUCGAAGCCAAAGCAAAACCAGUGUCACCCAGACCCACCUGGAAGACGCUGGGGCCGCCAUUGCUGCAGCAGAAGCAGCCGUGCAGCAGCUCCGACUCCAGCCAACAAGGUCCACCAGUCACAGGACUACUGAAUCUUCUAUUUCCACUGCCUCAUCCAUCAGCAGUGUUGGGAGUGGCUACAGUGAAGGCAGCACACCAGGAGGGGAAUACAGUGUGUUCACUGCCCCACAAAUCGGGGCUCAAGGGCGGAGGAGCGGGAAGCAUCCUUGUCUGCAACCUGGUGUUGGACUUGGACUGGCAGAGACUGAUGGUAAAACUCAAGUGAUGGGAGAAAUUAAGAUAGCACUGAAGAAGGAAAUGAAGACAGAUGGAGAGCAGCUAAUCGUGGAGAUUCUUCAAUGCAGAAACAUCACGUACAAAUUUAAAUCUCCUGAUCAUUUACCAGAUCUGUAUGUGAAAUUAUAUGUCAUAAAUAUUUCAACACAAAAGCGAACAUUUAAGAAAAAAACUCGGGUCUGUAGACAUGAUCGGGAACCAUCAUUUAAUGAGACGUUUCGCUUUAGCCUUAACCCAGCUGGACACUCCCUCCAGAUUUUGUUAGUCUCAAAUGGUGGGAAGUUCAUGAGAAAAACAUUGAUUGGUGAAGCAUACAUCUGCCUCGACAAAGUUGAUCUAAGGAAGAGAAUGGUUAACUGGCACAAGCUGUUUGUCAGCUCAACAGAAAGCCAACGAGGAACUGCUCCUGGUUUUAACCUGCAAAAUUGA